Molecule: messenger RNA, 1811 nt
Organism: Westerdykella ornata
Lineage: Eukaryota; Fungi; Ascomycota; Dothideomycetes; Pleosporales; Sporormiaceae
Product: TauD-domain-containing protein
Exons: 3
Coding region: 417-1610 (397 amino acids)
Cellular component (GO): cytoplasm
Molecular function (GO): 2-oxoglutarate-dependent dioxygenase activity
Source: RefSeq, a predicted model, not a curated record
CCGCAACGAAGACCGCUAGGUAUGAGGGUAAUAGUGUGCCGACAUGGAUUGUCAGAGUUCAAGGGUGAUUGUGUGCGAUGGCGCCAUCGAUUAGAAUGACUCUCAGUGACUUCAUGCCUGGCUUACUCUGGGUAGGUACAGUCACUUGUGUUAUCUCUGCUAUAAAGGAGGGUGUGAGUUCUUCUUUGUCCCUUUCUCUCUAUUACUCUGCUAUAAGACACUUCCAACCAAUAAUCCACCUUCAGGUUCAUUUUCCUAUUCCUCUGUCUGUCAUCAAGUCAUUUUCUACCGGGCUUGUUACAUCCCUACGGAGCGCGCCUUCACUGUUUCCAGGCGUCUGUACCACUGUACUGUCUACUCCCCUCCUACUCUACUAAAUACGCUUCUUCCCGAGACCACUGCAUACAUCCCGCACCAUGGCACCCGGCCUGGUCGAGCCUACCGUCCCCGAAUCCAAUGGCACCUCUCUGGUGGGGCUGAAACCGUCCCUCAGGACCAACGCCCUCAACUAUACCCCAGGUCGUUCGCCUGUCAAAAAGCACGACGAGACCUACCCCUACGAAGACCUCCGCCCUCGCUUCCCAGACGUCAAGUGGCCUCCCUUGACCGGAGUCCCCUACUCAGACAAGGGUCUCCUCGGCGACCCCAACUUCAAGCACCUCCUCUCCUCGGCCACCGACGUCUUCGACUAUAACCCCAAGAUCGGCACCGAGAUCCACGGCAUCGACCUGGCCAACCUCACGGACCUGCAGAAGAACGAUCUCGCUCGUCUGAUCGCCACACGGGGCGUCGUCUUCUUCCGUAACCAGAAGAACUUCGACAUCGAGAAGCAGCGGGAGCUGGGCAGGUAUUUCGGGGAAUUGCAUAAGCAUGCGACUACGGCUUGUCCGCGGAGGGAGGGCCUGGAGGAUGUACAUGUCGUGUACACGGGGGAGGAUAGUCCGGAUCUGAGGGCGUUGUUCACGCCGACGUUCUUGUGGCACAGCGAUGUUACCUACGAAGUCCAACCCCCCUCGUACACAUCCCUCAAAGUCCUGACGGGCCCGCCCCGCGGCGGCGGCGGCGACACGCUCUGGUCCUCGCAAUACGCCGCCUACGACAUGCUCUCGCCCGCCAUGCAGAAAUAUCUCGAAUCCCUCACGGCGCUGCACUCGGCCGACCUGCAAGCCCAGGGCUCGCGCGAACUGGGCCGCACCGUGCGCCGCGAACCCGUCACCACCGAGCACCCCUUAGUCAGAACCAACCCAGUCACGGGCUGGAAGAGCCUCUUCUUCAACCCGGGCUUCGUCACCAAGAUCGUCGGCGUCCCCAAGACGGAGAGCGACGCCAUCAUCGCCCUGCUGAAUGAGAUUGUCGCCACGAGCCCGGAGAUCCAGGUGCGGUUCCAGUGGGGGGAAGGGGAUGUGGCGUUUUGGGAUAAUCGGGUUUGCAAUCACUCGGCUUCCUACGGCUUCGCGCCCCAUCGGCGGCACGCGGUGCGCGUGUGCUGCCAGGCCGAGAAGCCGUAUCUGGAUCCGAACAGUAAGAGUCAGGAGGACGAUUUGGCCGAGAGGUACGGGUUGCGCAAGGCGAACAAGGAUGGUGCGGGUGUGGUGAACUACAACGACUGAGUCGGCAGGCGUCAUCUGGAAGUCGACUCUGCUGAGUGAAUUUGAGAUGAAGGAGCAUCUUCCAAUCUCUCACCUUCGGCAACAGCGGGCUCUUCUUUUUUGUCAUUUCCUUCCCUCUUCUGCGAUGGGGCUCCUGGGUCCCCCUUACUCACUUUGUCACUGCAAUUCAGCGGGCGAGUAUGGAUGGAUGCAUUUGGCGUU